GGCACUGAACCACGUCAUGCAAAGACAUAAAACUCAGCGCUUCUUUGAUGACCAGAGGGAAAAACACAACAAGAGAUCUGCGAGCCACAAGGAAGUGGAACAGCUGUCAGAUGAGGAAAAAACAGAGCUAAAGCAGUAUACAGAAGAUAUGUGCAAAGCUGAUCAUCCUACUACAGCCCUCGAUGUGUAUGUGCUCACAAAAAGCAACCUGCUCGGUGGAAAAGGAAUUGAACUCACUGUCAUUGAUAAAAAUGGAAAACAGCUCACUGUGGAACGUUACCCAGGAACCAACAAAUCAGCAGGCGAUAUAAAAUUGACAUUAACCAAGCCUGCAAAAACCACACAUCCAUCACAAGCUGAUACACAGCUGUACAGUGGCCGUUUUGACAUUGUACAAGAUGAUGGCAGAAUAGUCAGCGUUAACUCGGAUCAUCAGAACGCUCUUUAUCAUGCUGUAGCACAAGCAACUGGCAGCGAGACAAAGGACCUAAAGAUGGAAGCUUUGAUGCUACGCAAGAAAGUGAAAAAUGAGAUCCAGAUAAACUUUGAGUCGUACACACCCCUGCUUAUUCUCCAGAGAGGAUAUGACUUCUGCCUCAAAAACCCCAGUAAAUACAGCAUAACUGGAGGAAGAAUAAAGAAGACCGACAUUGCACUGCAGAACUACUUACAGAGUGUUAAAUCCAUCAGAUGUGGUGAUCGAAUCUUGAUCAGAAUGUACCAUCUUGGAUUUGUUGGUGAAUAUAAAAGUGUUGUAAGUGCUCGGGGGUCCAGUAAGAACACCACAGGAACACUUAACACAAGCCACAUUCCACCAAAGGACUCCAUCAGAAUUGCUGAGUCUGUCAUAGAUAAACCAGACUCAGUGAGCGAGCUGAAAAAUAAAAACCUGCCGCUUUAUAACCUAAUCAGCAGCAUGAAGACGGACAGUAAUGGAUGGAACCUGAUUGCCAUGGAGGUUCUGGGACAAGAUCACAGACGAGCUCUGACUACGGGUCCAAGCAGCCUCUCAAAGACGGCCAGGAAACUUCUAGCAGACACCAUAAUUAUUGGAGACGUGGAGCUUCUGCUGAAACGCUGCAUGAUUCUGCAUCACCCGCUCACCUCACAAAAGCUGAGAGAAGCUCUAGGUGAAAGCAUUCCCUCUCAGUGCCACGUUUUGUCCGAUGAAGGUAUCCGAGGCUACUACAAAGCAGGAUACAGAAACCUGGUGUCAGAGUACAGCCGCAUGGGAAUCCUGGAUCAGAACCAGUGUGAGCGUCUGGACGAGUGGGUGACUCAGGACCAGCACGAGGACACUAACACUGCAGAGUACAGCCAGGUUCUGCAGGGGUUACAGUGUUAGUGAACACAAGAUCUCUUCAGAGCCUUAUGAUACAUGUGCUGACGGCUAUAGAAAGCAGGAAUUUACUAAUCUCUAAAAUUGCAUU
This is a messenger RNA of Carassius carassius (crucian carp), 1430 nucleotides long. RefSeq lists its product as uncharacterized. NCBI's taxonomy places the organism in Eukaryota, Metazoa, Chordata, Actinopteri, Cypriniformes, Cyprinidae. The record is from RefSeq and is a predicted model, not a curated record. The transcript has 6 exons. The coding region runs from base 17 to 1345 and encodes 442 amino acids.